Diprion similis is the source of this 5036-nucleotide messenger RNA. RefSeq names its product transient receptor potential-gamma protein (gene Trpgamma). Gene Ontology annotation, cellular component: membrane; cation channel complex. Lineage: Eukaryota; Metazoa; Arthropoda; Insecta; Hymenoptera; Diprionidae. The record is from RefSeq and is a predicted model, not a curated record. Bases 236 to 4033 code for a protein of 1265 amino acids. Gene Ontology annotation, biological process: regulation of cytosolic calcium ion concentration; calcium ion transmembrane transport; manganese ion transport. The transcript has 19 exons. Gene Ontology annotation, molecular function: inositol 1,4,5 trisphosphate binding; protein binding; store-operated calcium channel activity.
AUCAAAAAGGGGUAUAAAUAUUUUUGCAAGUUUUUCGGUGAAGUUUGCGACACUAGUGCACCGCUGAGACACCAACGACUUGGAGUUGCUUCGGUGAACGAGAGGCAGGGUGGAGGGUAGACCUCCGCAUCCUGACGACAGCAGCAGUCGCUUCCUCUGGAGGCGUUACGAAGACAGUCAAGAUCCAUCGCUGCGAGAAGAUGUCGGAAAGUCAAGUUUUCAGCAGAGGGCGAUCAUGACAGGAACAUUCCGGAGAUCGGUGAGUACAGAGAGCCCGGGGGAGGAUGAAGAGAGCAUCGCCGGGGGCAUCGGCCUGGCAGGCGACCAAGAGGGCGAAGGAAGGAGAAGUAGUGGAGGCUCGUUUCCGCUGAGAAUGGCGGCUGCGAUGAGGGCGCGUUCCGGUACCGGCGGAUUUCUCCGCGGCCCUCCCGCGUCUAACGCGAACUAUGACCCAGAGGCUCCACCGCAACCACCCCUAUUUUUACAGUCUACGAUGCAGACAACCAGUCUACUCGAAAGACCGGAAAUCGACAAAAAAGUCAAGAGGCACAGCAUACAUGGAAUGAUGGAGGAGGAGAACGUGGUCCGACCUCAUCAAGAAAUGGCAAGUCUCACUCUCGAUGAAAAAAAAUAUCUACUGGCAGUUGAACGCGGUGACAUUGCUUCCGUAAGAAGAAUGCUUCAGCGUGCCCAAGAAACCGACUACACGAAUAUCAAUUGCGUGGACCCUCUGGGAAGGUCUGCCCUUUUAAUGGCAAUCGACAACGAGAACCUGGAAAUGGUAGAGCUACUAAUAGAGCAUCGGGUAGACACCAAAGAUGCCUUGCUCCACGCCAUCUCAGAAGAAUUUGUGGAGGCUGUCGAGGUCCUUCUUGAGCACGAGGAGAGCUUCCACAGGAGUGGAGAUCCUCACGUAAGCAGCUCUGUGUCGUCGGCUUGCCGCCUGCCAAGUUGGGAGGCACUUCCUCCUGAUACCGCCACAUUCACCCCAGACAUCACUCCGUUGAUUCUUUCCGCGCACAGGGACAAUUACGAGAUCAUUAAGAUCCUGCUAGACAGAGGUGCCACGUUACCGAUGCCGCAUGAUGUCCGCUGUGGGUGUGACGAAUGCGUAAUAUCACGAAUGGAAGAUUCUCUGAGGCACUCUCGGAGCAGAAUUAACGCUUACCGGGCCUUGGCGUCACCGUCUUUGAUAGCACUCUCUUCCAAAGACCCCAUCCUUACGGCGUUCGAACUUUCAUGGGAGCUUCGGCGGCUGUCUUUUCUCGAGCACGAGUUCAAGCUUGAAUACCAGGAACUGAGACGACAGUGCCAGGACUUCGCAACAGCUUUGCUGGACCACACGAGGAGUUCUUACGAACUUGAAGUGCUCUUGAACCAUGAUCCUACGGGACCUGCCUUCGAGCACGGGGAAAGGAUGCAUUUGAACCGUCUGAAAUUGGCGAUAAAGUUGCGUCAAAAGAAGUUCGUUGCACAUCCUAACGUGCAGCAGCUGCUUGCAUCCAUCUGGUACGAAGGACUGCCUGGUUUCCGUCGGAAAAAUAUCUUGCUUCAAGCCUUGGAGACUAUGCGGAUUGGAAUUCUCUUCCCAUUUCUCAGCGUGGCGUACAUCAUAGCACCUCACAGUGUGGUCGGUCAGACCAUGAGAAAACCUUUCAUCAAGUUCAUCUGUCAUUCCGCCUCAUACUUCACGUUUCUAUUCAUGUUGAUUCUUGCCAGUCAGAGAAUAGAGAAUCUACUUGGACUUGGAGAUCGUGCUGAGCAAACGAAAAGAGGAGAAUUGCCCUCACCCGUCGAAGGAUUCAUCAUAGCGUGGGUUUCCGGGCUUAUUUGGUCAGAAGUAAAACAGUUGUGGGACGUCGGUUUGGAGGAAUAUGUACAUGACAUGUGGAACGUCAUAGACUUUGUAACGAACUCCCUAUACGUAGCCACUCUCGCGUUAAGGAUUGUGGCCUACUACCGAGUGCAGGAAGAAAAACAAAAACUCAAUGAAAGUGAACUUCGUCUCCGACGAGAAGAAUGGGAUGCGUGGGAUCCUAUGUUGAUUUCCGAAGGACUUUUUUCGGCCGCUAAUAUUUUCAGCUCUCUGAAGCUUGUUUACAUCUUCUCUGUAAACCCUCAUCUGGGACCUCUGCAAGUCUCGUUAUCCAGGAUGGUCAUGGACAUCAUGAAGUUCUUUUUUCUCUACGUUUUGGUUCUUUUCGCGUUUUCAUGUGGCCUCAAUCAACUUUUAUGGUACUACGCUGACAUGGAGAAGAAACGUUGUCCAUCCAAUAGCUCUGACAUCUCUAGUACCAACGGUACAGCAAAUGCCAAUAAUAAUUCUUGCGUUUUGUGGAGAAGGUUUGCCAAUCUGUUCGAGACAACACAGACCUUGUUCUGGGCGGUGUUCGGACUCGUUGAACUCGACAGUUUUGAGUUGGAUGGAAUCAAGGUGUUCACGAGGUUCUGGGGAAUGCUCAUGUUUGGCACUUACUCGGUCAUCAACAUCGUAGUUCUUCUGAAUCUUCUCGUUGCCAUGAUGAAUCACUCCUACCAGCUAAUAUCCGACCGCGCUGACACUGAGUGGAAAUUUGCUCGGAGUAAGCUGUGGAUUAGUUACUUUGAAGAAGGUGGUACAGUACCUCCUCCAUUCAACAUCAUUCCAACACCAAAGAGUGCCUGGUAUAUCGGUCAGUGGAUUUACCGGAAGUUAUGUGGUCACAGACGUGCCGCGAAGAAAGAACACAUGCGUACAAUCAGGCGAAAGGUGAAACAGGCAUCAGAAAGAGACUUCAGGUAUCAAACAAUCAUGCGUAAUCUUGUAAGGCGCUAUGUUACGGUGGAACAACGCAAGGCAGAAGGCGAAGGUGUCACCGAGGACGAUGUGAACGAGAUCAAGCAGGAUAUCAGUGCCUUCCGAUGCGAGCUUAUCGAGAUCUUGAAGAAUUCUGGCAUGAACACGUCAACAGCGACCGGCGUUGGAGGCGGUGGUAGCUUUAAAGCACUGUCUUUAGGUGCUGGUGGAAAGAAGAACCGACAAAAAGAACGGAGACUGAUGAAAGGGUUCAACAUCGCCCCUCAACCAGGAGGAAGUGGGACCUUACCACCUGUGGCAGAAUUCAUAGCCUCGCUGCAGCAAGCACACCACGAACACGCUCACCAUGACCUCUUCGGUAGCACCCUCAGUGGGAUUUUCGGUCCUGGAGCGACACCAAAGAAGCAUCCUCAUCACACAAGUACCAACAGCGUCCCAGGUCUUACAACAGGCCCAAGGCCUCCAAGAGGCACUAGAGAAAGUUCCAGAAAAAGAAGAUGGGGCACCUUAAUUGAAGCUGCAAAAGUGGGACGCGUGUCGAGGUUGAUUGCAGGUCGAUCCCGGUCGGAGGAUUCCGUUUAUUCACCAGCAUCGGAUGAUGGCUCCCGAUCUGACGGUUCAUCGGAAUCCAAGUCAUCUCUAGACGUCACCACGCCAGAUUCGCAUGCUCAUCAGCAUGUCUAUUCCCAUCAUCAUCAUCACCAUCAUCAUCCUCACGAUGUCCACCAUAUGUUUUCCCACGGUUUGGGACCAGCUCUAGCAGCGCUGCGAAAAAAACGGAAGAAGUUUUCAGCAUCUCGUGCUUCGACACCUGCAAUGGCGAGCCAUACCAAUCCGGUAGAAAGCGUUAUGCAUCCGAUAACUUCCGCCCUAGCGUCAAAGGUCACCAGGAAGCAGCUGCAGAGAGCAAGCAGCGUUCCGACGAGAGGACCCGAGACUGUGAUCCCUCCGAUCACACCUCGAUGUCAUGAGGUCACCCAGAGUCAGCAACCAAGUUUAGACGCAGUUGAAAUGAUCACUAGCCACGAAGCUCAGGGAGUGAUUGUUGCCGCCGGGCCAUUGACGCCAUCAACGACGGAGGAAAGUGUCAUCGCAACUGCAACCGGAACCGGAACUGGAACUGGAACUCCAGUUUCAUUGACAUCGGUAAAGAGAAAUGGUUCCGCAACCCAAUUGCAACGAUUGCCCGGCAUUGAGCCGAUCUCUGGCCACGAUGUGUCUGCGGGAUGGCUGUGAAACUCCGAAUCGCUGACGUAGUCUGAUACCUAAGGUUUAAAAGAAAGAGUCUCUGCCAGCCUGUCAACUACUAAGCUGUAAUAUCCAGCAGAGAUUUUGAGUGUUUGCGGCGGCGCGGCGGCUGUGAAAAGUCCUCAUCAUGCCAUGCACAACGAUGCCUUAAUGCCAACGCGCUUCGAGGUCGCGUUGACUCGAACUUUUCUAGCCCGUGCUCUUAUCUCGGAUUCUCAACGUUCCUCCUUAUUCGGUGUUCAGUUGUAUUUUCCUGUUUCAUUUUUCGCAUUAGAGUUUAUUCUACUUUCGAUUACUCAAACUAUAUAUAGCGUAAGAAUAUUUGUAACCAGUAGCACCUACUAUUGCGUAAAUGAUUAGUAGAAAUGUUUACUAUAUUCUAAUAAGGAACGAGAGAGAAACGAAGAUACCUCACUUGAAAAUUAACCAUACGAAAUGGCUUCGAGUGCCCCGAAUCUCUUGAGUUUGGCUUAAUCCUCUUUGACCACGACAGAUUUCGGCAAACUCCCUUAUCUGUAACCACUGCAAGGUCCACGGUGAAUACACUUGUUUUUCCUCUCCCAACCCAAGUUGAAGUUUUGUUGUAAAACUUAAACAUGCGACAACUAAACUGACGCCUUCUGGCUUUUCACGGUCGGAACUUUGAAUUAUAUUGGUGUGGCAUUGUUUCUUUGAUUUUGAGAGUAGCCACUGUACAGAUCGUAUCCCAAGUAGCAUGGCAUCGUCGACUGAAAUUUGACUAAUUGCUGGCAAUAAAUGAAGUUAACCAAUCAGAGACUUCGGAAGAAGAUGUCGUAUUUAAAGAAAAUAGUUGACUAUAUGUAAAUAAUACGUUCACAAAUGCUCGCUAAAUUGUAAUUUGACAGUCAAUGGUGUACGAGUAGGCUAUAAAUUGACUUGUCAUAAAAACAAAUGGUCCAGCGAAACUUUGAAAUUUUGGGAAUGAUCAGAUUUUUUUAAUCCUAUUACAUUCACAAUGGUGAAUUCUAUU